Messenger RNA from Mucor velutinosus, 1275 nucleotides. RefSeq names its product Cytochrome c oxidase assembly protein cox19 (gene COX19). Bases 1 to 1275 code for a protein of 424 amino acids. The transcript has 2 exons. The record is from RefSeq and is a predicted model, not a curated record. Lineage: Eukaryota; Fungi; Mucoromycota; Mucoromycetes; Mucorales; Mucoraceae.
AUGUCAUUAUCUGAAAACGAUCAGGACAAUGUCUUUGUAAGGCAUUUCCAGCAGCAAGCUAAAUACAACCGUUCUCAGCAACAGCAUCAAAACCACAAGCAGCAGCAGCAGCAUUCAUCUGCUCCUCCACCACCUCCAUCUCAACCAUUUCGAUCAGCCGACAUUAGCAAGAAAAAUGAGUUUCCACCUACCGUAUCAUGGCCCAUCUUGCUCGCCAUUAUCCCUACGUUGGGAGCCUUUUUCGCUGGUAAUACCGAGAUUUGGAGUGAUUUCAUUAUGCUCUUAUUGAUACUCUACUAUGUCUACAAAUGGAUGACGGUUCCUUGGGCUUAUUAUGAAAGCGCACGUACCAGACGCAUCAUUCAUCAGAAAUCGUCCACUGAAAAGUCAAAAGCGAGUCUUUUGAACACCCAGAAAGAAGAUGAAGCCUAUUUCAAACGCAUGCAACAAGAACAUGCCAAGCGCAAGUUGAUCACGGCAGAGCUUCGUCGCCAUGAACUUGCUGGAUUACUCUGGGUUGUACUCUCGCCUGCUAUCGCUGGUUACACAUUGCAAUACAGUCGAUAUUUACUUAGUAACGUGGAUAGAUACAUUAGCGCAUUCAAUGUUACUGUGUUUAUAUUAGCUGCUUCCAUCAAGCCAAUCUCGCAUGUGAUGGUGCUCUUGCAAGAACGCACCAUGUUCUUACAGAGUGAAGCAUUGGUCUCUGAAAGCCAAAUUCAAGUCCUGCAAACAAAGAUGGAUUUGCUCGAAAAAGAACUCUAUGGUCUCCGUAAAGCCUAUGCUACCAAGAAGGAUCUCGGUCAAGUAGUAACAGAAGACAUCAACCCCUCCUUGCAACAACUGGCAAAAGCACUCAAACGAUUCGAAAAGCGUGAUCUCGCACUUCGCACUUGGUCUGAAGAGCAAUUUACUUCCAUUGAUCACAAAGUGCGUGAAUUUGACCAGUACAUCUGCUAUCGUAUCGAGCAAGAUCAGCGUCAACAAGCGCAUGGCAUGGUCGUCAGCUUGAUUUUGCUCCCACUCAACAUAUCUCUCUGGGUCGCUAAGCGCAUGACAUUGUUACUCCCCAUUCAUCAUGGCAGCAAGAACCUGUUGGCAGCCUCUUCAAGUGAGUCUCCUGCUGCUUCACCGCCCACAUCUGCAUCAAAGAAGCCAUUAUUGCAACAACAGCGUUCCAGCAUUGCAUCUCGGCAUCAAAUGACAACAAUGAUACCCGAUCCGACAGAGUCGAGUUACUCCACAGAAGGAAGCAUUGCUGCGUUUGGACAUUAG